AUGAGAGUUCCAACAGCCAAGAACUGCCUGUUUGAUGGUAUGAGACGAGUGCUAGCUGAGCACCCCAGGGGUGGUGGAGCGAAGUCGGGAAGAGGUUCCACUGUGGCUACAUCGGAGGUUCGAGUACGCCCUAGUUCAAACCAAGUCUUUCAUUUCUUCGCGGUCGAUAAAUUGGUACCAGACUUCUCUGGGAGGAUAAAAACACUGACUUGGGACAUCGGCGAGCCCCCGGAAGUCAUCGCAAGUCUGCACGCGCGUUCAUAA
This is a messenger RNA of Necator americanus (New World hookworm), 264 nucleotides long. RefSeq lists its product as uncharacterized. The transcript has 4 exons. NCBI's taxonomy places the organism in Eukaryota, Metazoa, Nematoda, Chromadorea, Rhabditida, Ancylostomatidae. Bases 1 to 264 code for a protein of 87 amino acids. The record is from RefSeq and is a predicted model, not a curated record.